CAUGUAUGGUGCAGUUCCGCGUGACAUGAUAGACGCAGGUCUGAUCCGCGAGACGAUGCGAUAACUAUAGACUGCGGGCCGUGGCUUUAUGAUGCCGUUGCUCGAUAAGCUGCUACCUGCGAGGAAGAGCAGUCCGUGCGAGAGUGCUGAGAGCCUAGUGUCCAGUGCGCGAACAACUGAGAAUGAUAGGGACUCCGUUUUGCAAGUUGGAGCGGAGCAAGUGCGGAUUUUGCUAUUUCGAGAAUGCGAAUGGCGCGGUAGGAAACUUCUCUUCGACUCGAUGACAGUGCAGAAACAUCGAAGUAAAAGCGAAACCGUGUGCACUACGGUAAACAACAAUGCGGAGAGAAAAUGCGAAACGCCUUUUAACCUAGGGACUGCUCGCGAUUUCGAGCGAGACAAGACCGUUGAAGAUGACGUGAGCCUUCUGAGCGAAAUGGUGUUCGGCACCGUGGCAAUGACAUACAGAGGAUCGUCAUUUAAGGUUCACUCGAUGAAUUCUCCACCGUGCAUCAUGUGCACGAAAAUCUUUCCUGCGACGGAACAUGGCACGUGUAAAACGAGUGAAAAAGUCUCAGAUGAAGGACUUGGACGGUCGAUGCACGUGGAUUCUACUUCUAGCAAUACUAGUAUGCGAUCAUUUCUGUCUCGGCCGAGCUCCGGCAAUCUGUCGAGUAACGAUUCGCACGUAGGCCCGCGAAAAAGUUCGACGUGCUCGAGUACCGGGAGCGGCUGGGACAUAGACAUAGCUCCGCCGACGAGCAGUUCGCAAUCGUUGGAGAGUAACGGAUCGUCCGGGAUCGGCAGUCUCACCAGCUUGCGCAGAAGAUGGUGGAGGGUGGUCUCGACUUCCCUCGGACGAUUGGAUUCCGACGAUGCCUUCGGGAUGCAGCACUGGAACGAGAACGGAAGUGACGGGCGUGACGGACACGCGAAGCGACACAAAACCAGGCUGGGUUUGACGAUGUUAGUGCGAUUGGUUCAGGGCCAUGAAAGCCAGAUAAAGACGAGGCUUUUAGAACAUAUGGCUCUCCUAGAAGGGAUGCUGGAUCGUUUGAGAUAUUUUUGCAUUGAAAUGAGCAAUAUCAACGGUUCCAACUGCAACAGGAUGCAGUUGACUGACAGAAUGUGCUGGGCGACGUCACGAUUUGUCAUUUCGUUGUUGCAUAUACUUCUUGAUGUCGACGUUAACACGCGCACGCCUCUACUGUGGCACGACGUUCUGCUUAACUCCGUGACGGUGAAUGAGACGACGAAUACCUUGCAUCGCAGUUUGCAACAGAUGUGUCAAUUAUUCGACGAGAUCGAUACGAAAUCUACAAAUUUUUUCCUAAGCACCGUGGUAACUGCUGUAUUAACGUAUCACCUCGGCUGGGUGUACACCGUGCUGUCACCGCAUGAUCGGCAGAUGAUCGAGAAGCUGGGUAGCUGGUAUUCUUGCAAUCCACUGUGGGCACAACUUGGUGACCUGUAUGGCGCGCUAGGCAACCCCGUGAAAGUGUCGCAUACCGUAAUUGCGGGCGAUCCUCGAAAAAGCGAUUUGAUCAAUUCCGUCCUGUCGUUUUUGUCUUACUUCAUCCGCAGUGGGAUAAUACGGAAAAGUCAGGAAUACCGUUGCACAUCACAGCAAGACGUGCAGAUGGCGACGAACAUGCUGGAGCAGGCUCGCAGCAAACGACCGUAUCUGUUCGGUAACAGGAGACCGACGUGCGCGUUCAACGAUCGAGACACCUCGAUUCGUAGACGCGAAUCGCUCGUCUUACCGUCGCGCAAGUCGGCACAAUCGCCUGAAACCGGAACCGGCGAUGUUAACGUACAAUGCACUCCACGAUAUCCGGCAGAACGGCCGAGGAUCUCGCGAUCCGUCAGUCCCCUGAAGCGUAGCGGCACCAUGAAAUCCGGCCUUGACACGCUUAUGACGAAAUCGACCGAACCACCGGUAGAUCUCAAGUUUUCAACGAAAGAAUUUCCAUCGCGCGAAAAUCACGAGAGCGAGAAAUACGAGCUGUUGCAAGAGGAUCGAUCGGAUAAAGACAAGGAGAAAAAUUUCAAAGUGUCGAGCGAAGUGAAAAUAAUCGUUAGUGAGAUCGACUCGCAGGAGGAUAUCAUUUCAAAGGGAUGUCAGCCGCAAAAUUUCCCGCAGCUUUCUUUGCGAGGCCUCGAGAAGAAGUUGGACGCUCACCAUACCGAAGAGAGUCUCGCGACUGGAAAGUCUGAACUGCAUCAUCGGCUGAAUAACAAUAUAGAUCCGCUGAAGAUGUUCUACAGCAGACCUGAGUUACCGCUCGAUGCGAACGGUGGAUUCGUCGACGAAUUUAAGGAAUCGCAGGUCUUCUUCACUCUCGGUGGGGAAGAUAAGCCCGCAAAGUUACCGUUGAGACCGCGUCUCGGCAACAACUGUCAAUGCUCUUACACCUUCACGAGACUGCCUAGCACAUCUGCGCAACUUCCGGAAGGCGUACUGAGGAAGAUCAUCCAGCGAAACUUUCCCGAAUCGUCGAAGAGCAUACAGCCGCCUCCGGGAGCGGCAUCCAGCAUGGGGACGAGGUCUAUAGGUUUUUGUUUAAAGUGCAACGGUCAGGGAUACGCUGCCUCACAAGAUUAUGACAGCAGCAAGCAGGUGUUGGAGACACCGACAAACGCGACGGAGGUGUUGCGCGGAAGUUCCGAAGGUGGCAGAACCAUGAGACUGUCUCGAUCCAACAGUCUUGAGGCUCUGAUGGAAGCCAACAGCGUCGUGGAAUUGCCAAUGCCACAGUCGGUAUCGAGGAAAAUUUCACAGGUUAAAACUGGAUUAAUUAAAGAAGUGGGCUUCACGAGAACUCUCAUGCGAAAUACGAUGACGAAUGACGAAAGUAACAUUUUAAGUACAGGCUAUACGUGGGGUUUGGUGCUACAGGGUGUAACUAAGAAAAAAAAGAGAAGAAAAAAGAAGAAGCUGUCAGAGGAUGAGAAAGACAACCCCGAGAUUGAGGAGGAGAAAUGGUGGUCGUACAUGCGAGAGGAAGUUAUGGCCAGUGCUCGUUUUCCGACGAUCGAUCAACCGGUCGCAGAAGCACUCUGCGUGCUGGCCGACUUGGACACAUGGCACGUCGGAAUCUUGUCGAAUAACGCGCCGUGGCAAAGUCCUCCACUACCAGUCGGUAUGUCGCGUCUGGUAUCAAAUAUGCUAGAGUCCUUCGCCUAUGUAUGGCGAAAAUACCACUCUCCUACUCAUUGCAUAGCGAUUUUGGAGGCUAAACUGAGGGAAUUAUGGUUGAGAAGCGAAGCCUUGGCGGAAAUGAUGAUGUCCAUGGAAGAGUCUGACGCCAAUGUGAACAGUUUAAUGAACGCUCUUGAUCUCGAUGCAGCCGAUAUACCACUUUUACUCGCGGUCGCAACCACUCAUUCUCCGGAAAUAGCGCAACGAUUUGGUCUUACGUUAACUUAAGUUCGUUCGCGAUUGUUCAUAUCGGUUUUCUUCUUACGUUAUCUUGACAGAUACUUUCUGAGUAGCGUAUCAAUGUAUGUUGAUACUUAAAUCAAAAGAAACUAAUGAUUCUUCGUUGAAUAGCAUAAUUUCAUAACACGUAAUUAAGUACAUGAUCUUAAUCGUGCGCAUGUAAAUUUAUUAAUUUAGGCUAUAGAAUUAAGAUUAUUUUAUUCUCGCGUUUAGUCAUUCGUUUCAGCGUUUUUUAAUGAAUUGCGCGUAGCUCUUAUAACACAAAAUCAAUGGCUGAUUUCUUACUAAUAAAAUAUGUAUUGUCUAUAUUUGGUUUUUUACACGAUUUAGGUGAACUUACAAUUGUACACAUUUAAUUAAUAAAU
Messenger RNA from Temnothorax curvispinosus, 3807 nucleotides. Its product is annotated as folliculin-interacting protein 2. Gene Ontology annotation, molecular function: protein-folding chaperone binding; ATPase inhibitor activity. Gene Ontology annotation, cellular component: cytoplasm. The record is from RefSeq and is a predicted model, not a curated record. NCBI's taxonomy places the organism in Eukaryota, Metazoa, Arthropoda, Insecta, Hymenoptera, Formicidae. The transcript is spliced from 12 exons. The coding region runs from base 89 to 3430 and encodes 1113 amino acids.